This is a messenger RNA of Trypanosoma rangeli, 447 nucleotides long. RefSeq lists its product as uncharacterized. The record is from RefSeq and is a predicted model, not a curated record. The annotation marks the transcript as partial. The transcript has a single exon. Lineage: Eukaryota; Euglenozoa; Kinetoplastea; Trypanosomatida; Trypanosomatidae.
AUGGACAGGUCUCCAGCUAGGAAAUCUGCAACACCACUUGAUACAGCGAUGGCAACGCAGCACGAUGGGGAGUCCGUGGUGACUCAGCACCGUGCACAGUUUGAAGGUGACGACUGGGAUCUGGUGCUGGAGCGAAAGCUCGGUGCGCUGUGCGAGGCGUUUGAUGCAGAUGUCUGUGAGGCGGUGGGUGUACCUCGUGGCUCCGUCGUGGAUGUGGGUUUUACGUUGGGGAGCUUGUUUGUUGAGUUCGGUGUCCGACACAGGCCUUCGCUGCGUAAGGGCGAUGUGAAUAAGCGUCUUGCUCAGUGUGACUUUUUCCGGACGUGGAAUUUGUACGAGCCCCGCACACAGCCGCAUGCAGGUUCCGCUGCCGCUCCUCUUACUGCCAGGGAGGGCACGUUGCCUGUGCUACGCGCCAGUGAGGAGUGCGAUGUGACUCCGGGUAAA